GAACGCACUCGUGUUUUACGUUUAUAUUGUCUACAUUGGAAUCUUCCAGUUCUUUACUUAACUGUUAAAUCUGCUAAAAAUUUUACAAAUUAUGCCCCAGAAUUCGAAAUAAGUAAAAUAUAUACUACCGCAAAUUAUUAUGCUAUUUAUCGUAGAAUUCUCGGUGGCCCUACAUAUGAUCGCGCCACGAGA
Dentiscutata heterogama is the source of this 192-nucleotide messenger RNA. Lineage: Eukaryota; Fungi; Glomeromycota; Glomeromycetes; Diversisporales; Gigasporaceae. The record is from the annotation of a GenBank genome assembly.